CACUGCUCUGUCCCCGCCGUGUCCCCGCUGCCCAGACCCGCCCGGCCAUGGCAGAGGAGCACGGCGAGCUGCAGGAGCCCAUCAUCCUCAAGGACCUGCACACCAAGGAGAUCGACCUGGUCAACAGGGACCCCAAGCACAUCAACGAGGACGUGGUGAAGGUGGAUUUUGAGGAUGUGAUAGCUGAGCCCGUGGGAACCUACAGCUUCGACGGCGUCUGGAAAACCAGCUACACCACCUUCACCGUCAGCAAGUACUGGUGCUACCGGCUGCUCUCCGCCCUGCUGGGCAUCCCCCUGGCCGUGCUCUGGGGCUUCCUCUUCGCCCUCAUCUCCUUCUGCCACAUCUGGGCAGUGGUGCCCUGCAUCAAGAGCUACCUGAUCGAGAUCCAGUGUGUCAGCCGGAUCUACUCCCUCUGCAUCCACACCUUCUGUGACCCGCUCUUCGAGGCGCUCGCCAAGAUCUGCAGCAACGUCCGAGUUGCUGUCCGGAAGGAGACUUAGGUCCUGGCAGCUGCCCCAACGCCCUCACACAGCCCCCUCUGUGCAGGCUGCCUGCCCUCGGGCACACGGACAGCCCUGUCCGGUGAGGGAUGUGCACACAGACA
Motacilla alba alba is the source of this 607-nucleotide messenger RNA. It is a transcript of the gene CAV3, whose product is annotated as caveolin 3. Lineage: Eukaryota; Metazoa; Chordata; Aves; Passeriformes; Motacillidae. Gene Ontology annotation, biological process: caveola assembly; regulation of membrane depolarization during cardiac muscle cell action potential. The coding region runs from base 48 to 503 and encodes 151 amino acids. The record is from RefSeq and is a predicted model, not a curated record. Gene Ontology annotation, molecular function: transmembrane transporter binding; connexin binding; molecular adaptor activity. Gene Ontology annotation, cellular component: caveola. The transcript is spliced from 2 exons.